Messenger RNA from Anoplopoma fimbria (sablefish), 2015 nucleotides. RefSeq names its product sodium/hydrogen exchanger 9B2. Gene Ontology annotation, cellular component: membrane. Gene Ontology annotation, biological process: proton transmembrane transport. The record is from RefSeq and is a predicted model, not a curated record. Lineage: Eukaryota; Metazoa; Chordata; Actinopteri; Perciformes; Anoplopomatidae. The coding region runs from base 144 to 1628 and encodes 494 amino acids. Gene Ontology annotation, molecular function: antiporter activity. The transcript has 13 exons.
CACACACACACACACACACACACACACAAACACACACACUUGUGCAGUUAGGGAGUAAAGUUCAAGUCAGUCAGGACGAGAGAGAGAUCACCGUCCUGCCGAGGAGGACGACGGACGAACUGGACGACACCACCGGGAGGAAGAUGUCGGCCUUGGACUCGUCCUCCUGCUGUCCGUCUUGUCUCCGUCUGAAGGACAGAUGUCCUCGACCUCAUGGACUCAUCAACCUGCUCAUCACCAAAGUGUGUCUGUUCGCUCUGCUGUUCGGGGUCGUCUGGUCCAUAACAGGAAGUGAGUGUUUACCUGGAGGAAACCUGUUCGGCGUGGUCAUCCUCUUCAUCUGCUCCGUGUUGGGAGGGAAGCUGGUUGGAAUGAUCCAACUGCCCACUCUGCCCCCCUUCCCUCCACUACUUGGGAUGCUGCUGGCCGGUCUGCUGCUGCGUAACGUUCCGUACAUAACGGACGCCGUCUACAUCAACACUCACUGGUCUUCAGCUCUGAGGAACGUCGCCCUGUCAAUCAUCCUGACCAGAGCCGGGCUGGGCCUCGACCCGUCGGCGUUGAGUCGUCUGAAGGCGGUGUGUUUGCGUCUUGCGAUCGGCCCGUGUGUGGUGGAGGCCUCCAUCGUCGCCGUGGUUUCUCACUUCCUGUUGGGGCUGCCCUGGGUGUGGGGCUUCAUCCUGGGUUUCGUCCUGGCUGCCGUGUCUCCGGCGGUCGUGGUUCCCUCGAUGUUGCUCCUGCAGAGAGAAGGAUACGGAGUGGAGAAGGGAAUCCCCACCCUCCUGAUGGCUGCUGGGAGUUUUGAUGACAUUCUGGCCAUAACAGGGUUCUCCACCUGCCUUGGAAUCGCCUUCUCCACAGGUUCUACGUGGAUGAACAUACUGAAGGGUCUUCUGGAGGUGGUGGGAGGGGUCAUAGCCGGGCUGAUCCUGGGUCUGCUCCUGUGCUGCUUCCCCAGUAAAGACCAGGAGGACCUGGUGUUGAGGAGAACCCUCAUGUUGUUGGGUCUGUCCAUAUUCUCGGUCUUCUUCAGUCACGUUAUUGGUUUUGCCGGAGCGGGUGGUCUCUGCACGCUGGUUCUGGCCUUCCUGGCUGCUCUGGGCUGGAAGACCGACAAGGCCCCGGUGGCCGCCAUGGUGGGGCGCUCAUGGGACGUGUUCCAGCCGCUCCUCUUUGGACUGAUUGGAGCAGAGAUCACCAUAGCAACCCUCAGCCCCAGCACCGUGGGUCUUGGUCUGGCCUGUAUCGGCACCGGUCUGGUGAUCCGGCUGCUCGUCACCUUCCUGCUGGUUCAUUACGGAGGAUUCAACCUGAAGGAGAAAUUCUUCAUCGCUGUGGCCUGGCUGCCCAAAGCCACCGUACAGGCAGCUAUCGGCUCCAAGGCGUUGGACUUGGCGAGAGAGGAGGGGGACGAGACCCUGAUUAAGUUUGGUUUGGACGUGCUAACACUAGCCGUGUUAGCCAUCCUGACCACGGCUCCCAUCGGAGCGCUGGGUAUCGGACUGGCAGGACCACGCCUCCUGGCCCGGCAGGUCAAAGCAGAUGAUGCUGAAGGCGGAGCCACGACUCCAAGCAGCAAAGGGAUUGGUCAAGAAAAGGACAAUGUGACCCUUGAGAGCAAACUAUGAGGCCUCUGAUUGGACAAACAAAAGAAAGCUAUCUUAUGCACCUUAAGUUAAAACAUUUUGUAGGCGCAGAUAUGUUUUAAAAAAUGUCUUUGAUGUAUGUUUCUUUUGAUGUGCUAAUGCUAUCUUAAACUAGCUACUGUUGCUACCUUAAUGUUCAGCUACUGAUGCGUUACCUCUGCUGUAUGUGACUAUUGGUGAGAGUUAGGAAUGAAAAAACAGUAAGUUGUGUUAAGUCAACAUUAUGAGAUACUAUGUGGAAACUAUGAGACAGUAAAUCUAAGUAAAAAUUGUGUUUUUCACUCAGUAUGAAGAGAUUUACUUUCUUAAAAGUAUCAAUGAUAGUAAGUAUGUCAAACCUAUUUGUUUAUUACAUCAAAAAUAAUAAAA